AUGGUAGUGAAAUUGGAUUGCAGAAGCAGUCAUGCAAUGAGAGUGUUUCCACUUAAGAGGGUUCUUAAAUUGGGUUCAUCAAACCCCAUUAAAAGGAGGACAGACCAAGCAUUAAAAAAGCUUUGGUCACUUUCUCGACUGCAAUGUGAAAAAUUAGAAUUCCUGGAAAGGUUAAAAACUGGAAAGGUGAUCAUCCAUGAUGGUUCGGCGGGGGGUCGGUGUUGGCCCCAAAUGUUAAUGGCCUUGGCCAUUGUUGUUGUUGCAAGCAAUGUAGGUUCAGUGUCUGCAGAUGCUUAUCCAUACUCUUCACCUCCUCCACCUUAUGAGUACAAGUCACCUCCACCACCGUCUCCUUCUCCACCACCACCUUAUGAGUACAAGUCACCUCCACCACCCUCGCCUUCUCCACCACCACCUUAUGAGUACAAGUCCCCACCACCACCACCAAAACAAGAAGAGAGCCCUCCAUACUACUAUAAAUCUCCACCACCUCCAUCUCCAUCACCACCUCCUCCAUACUAUUACAAGUCUCCACCACCUCCUUCACCAUCACCCCCACCUCCAUACUACUACAAGUCUCCACCACCUCCAUCCCCAUCUCCACCUCCUCCGUAUUACUACAAGUCUCCACCACCUCCAUCUCCAUCCCCACCUCCUCCAUACUACUACAAGUCUCCUCCACCUCCAUCUCCAUCACCACCUCCUCCUUACUACUAUAAAUCCCCACCACCUCCUUCACCAUCGCCACCACAUCCAUACUACUACAAGUCCCCACCACCUCCAUCUCCAUCACCACCUCAUCCAUACUAUUACAAAUCUCCACCACCUCCAUCACCCUCACCACCUCCUCCUUACUACUAUAAAUCCCCACCACCUCCUUCACCAUCGCCACCACAUCCAUACUACUACAAGUCCCCACCACCUCCAUCUCCAUCACCACCUCAUCCAUACUAUUACAAAUCUCCACCACCUCCAUCACCCUCACCACCGCCACCUUAUUACUACAAAUCCCCACCACCUCCAGUAAAGUCUCCUCCACCACCAUAUUAUUAUAAGUCUCCCCCACCACCUUCACCAUCUCCUCCACGACCUUACUAUUACAAGUCUCCACCACCUCCUCCACAUCACAUUUCACCACCAUACUACUACAAAUCGCCACCACCACCAUCUAAAUCUCCUUACUACUACAAAUCUCCCCCACCACCAACUCCUUAUUACCCUGCCCCUCACCCCCACCACCAUCCACUCAUAGUCAAGGUAGUUGGUAGAGUUUACUGCUACAGAUGCUAUGACUGGAGUUAUCCAAAGAAGUCACACGACAGGAAACACCUCGAAGGUGCUGUUGUGGAAGUGACUUGCAAGGUUGGAGAAAAGGAGAUCAAUGCCUAUGGAAAAACGAAAAACAAUGGCAAAUUCAGCAUCAGAGUUGAAGGAUUUGACUAUGCUAAGUAUGGAGCCGAGGCAUGCAAGGCCAAGCUCUCCGCCCCACCCAAGGACUCACCAUGCAACAUUGCCACUAGUCUAAACUGGGGCGACAAGGGUGCUAAGCUCGAGGUGAAGUCAAAGGACGAGUAUGAGGUUGUGCUCAAGGCUGAGCCAUUUGCUUAUGCUCCAAAGACUCCUUACAAGGAGUGUGAAAAGCCAAAACCCAAGCCGCCAUCUCCUUACCACUAUAAUUCUCCACCACCACCCACACACCCUUACAUCUACAAAUCCCCACCUCCUCCAUCUCCUCCAUCACCUACAUAUGUAUACAAGUCACCACCACCUCCAUCUGAUCCAUACAAGCCACCACCAUACUACUACAAGUCCCCACCACCACCACCUCCGACUUACAUCUACAAAUCACCACCACCACCAACCCCCACCUAUAUUUACAAGUCACCACCGCCUCCACCAUACUACUAUAAAUCCCCACCACCACCAGUCCAUUCUCCACCACUACCAUACUAUUACAAAUCCCCACCACCACCAUACUACUACAAAUCGCCACCACCUCCUUCACCAUCUCCACCACCACCAUAUUACUACAAGUCCCCACCACCACCAGUCCACUCUCCACCCCCACCAUACUAUUACAAGUCUCCACCGCCACCAGUCUAUUCCCCUCCACCACCAUACUACUACAAAUCACCACCACCUCCUUCACCAUCUCCACCACCACCAUAUUAUUACAAGUCCCCACCACCACCAGUCCAUUCCCCUCCACCACCAUAUUAUUACAAAUCACCACCACCUCCAGUAGAAGCUCCAGCACCAACCUACCACUACAACUCUCCUCCACCACCAUCACCGUCCCCUCCUCCUCCCUACUACUACCAAUCUCCACCACCUCCAUCUCCAUCACCACCACCACCAUACUACUACAAAUCUCCCCCUCCCCCAUCACCUUCUCCCCCACCACCGUAUUACUACAAGUCCCCACCUCCUCCAUCCCCCUCACCCCCUCCCCCAUAUUACUACCAUUCACCUCCCCCACCAGUGAAGUCACCACCACCUCCACCUCCAGUCUACAUAUACGCUUCACCUCCACCACCAACUGUCUACUAGGUCCAAAAAAAUCAACCACAAAAUUACAGUGUUCAUGUUCUAGUUUUACCAAAAGAAUAAAGAAAGGCACCAAGGAGUGGAGAUUUGGACAUCAAACUUUUUCAAUUCCAUUGAAUAAAGGUCUGAAAAUUGCAUUUGAGAGCUACAAUUUUGGUAAUCCAAGCCAUAUAACUUCCACUUCUCUGGUGGCCAUAGUACACAUGCUCUUAAUUUGUUCUAGUGGCAUUGGAAGAAAGCGUUGUUCAAUACUUUUUUUAAUUAUAUUGGUUUCAGCUAAUUUAUUUGUCCAUAGAUAUGUGGCCUUUAUAUGAUUAAUCGUUUCUAUUUAUUGUGGGCAUGCAUUUGUAAUUUUGUGGAUCUUUGUUGUACUAUGUUUACUGAGAUUUAUAGCAAUAA
This is a messenger RNA of Durio zibethinus, 2946 nucleotides long. RefSeq lists its product as uncharacterized. NCBI's taxonomy places the organism in Eukaryota, Viridiplantae, Streptophyta, Magnoliopsida, Malvales, Malvaceae. The record is from RefSeq and is a predicted model, not a curated record. Gene Ontology annotation, molecular function: structural constituent of cell wall. Gene Ontology annotation, biological process: plant-type cell wall organization.